AUGACAGACGGUACUGAAAACGCAGUAUCUGAUCAUUCAGAUAAUGCUGAAUUGAAAAAUGAAUCAACUCCUGAUUUAUCUGGAAUUCUUUCUUCUUCAAGUGAAAUCAAUCCAGAAACAAACCAAAAUAAUGAUCCAGGAGAAGCAGAAAGUUCUUUAGUUAAGGGAAUUACAGUUGAUAAUAAUACUAAUCAAGAAAAUAAUCCGCAAGAAAAUAAUCAAAAACCGACAUUAAGUUUAUCUAAUGCUAUAUUAGAGAAGCUUAAUGAAGAAAAACCUCCAGAAAACAAUGAAAAUCCCCAAGCAAAUGAAAUCACUCCGCAGAAAAUUUUUGAAAAUAGUGAUUCUGAUUCAAAUCCUCCAAAAAUACCAGAUUUGAUGAAUGACAAUCAAUCUACAAGUACAAUGCAAUAUAGUAACAGUAGCGAAACCGUAGAAAAAUCAGAAAUUCAAAAUAACGUAUUAACGGAAGAAGAAAAAACAGCUACAAACACAGAAAACACUCAAAAUACGGCUGAAAACAAUGACACAAAUAAAGAACUCGGCCCAUUAUCUUCAAUUAUCCAUGAUAAAAUUGAUGAUUCUCCAUUAUUUCAUACAGAAGCGAACACUCAACCUAAUACACCACAUGAAGAGAAUAAAACAGAUGAUAGUACUCCAAAACCAGAAAAUCAAGAAAAUUUACAAGAUAAUUCAAUUAAAUCAGAAGAAGAACAAAAAACAGAUCAACAAAAUGACCCGAAGCCUGUUUCCAAACUUGAUCUUAAGUCAUCUUUGAAUCUUGAUUUUGCAAAAUUAUCAAAUCAACAAAGAUCUCAAACGACGUUAGCUUCAGAUCGUAAAGGAAAGACAUCAAGACCAUUUGUAACCAGGAAAGAAGAAAAACCUCAAAUUGCUCUUUCUUCGCCAAAAAAGAAAAGAUCUCUUGCCGAACAACUUGAAGCAUCAGAAAGAUUAGCACAAUGCAAGAAAUACCCAGAGCCUCAACAUAAUAGAAUCAUGGAACAUGCACAAACAAGUCGAAAACCAAGACCAAAAACGAUGCUUUACAAUGACCACAAAAGAACUAACCAUGAAACAGAAUUAAAAGCUCCACCUGAGUUUAUAGAAAUGAUUACAGGAACACCAUUAAAGAAAGAAGAUCCUCCUAACUUGUUAUCAAUUAAGAACAAAGAAAAAGAAAGCAAAGUUUCAUCAGAAGAAGUCAUUAAAAUGACAGAUAGAAUAUUAAGUGGACAAAAACUUAAUCUUUAUGAUCCUGCAACGAUUGCUGAUAUAAUUAAUGAACUUUCAAACAGAAGAAUACAAGCAUUAAGAGACCAGGAUUAUGAGAAAUCGAAAAAGAUGGAACAAGUAGUUAGUAGUCUAAGAAUAGAUUACAGAAAGAGAGACAGAGAUUUGUUUUAUCAAGACUAUGUUGAUGAUAUCAAACAAAGAUAUGAUGAAGCAAAAGAAAACCUAAAAAAUACAGAUCAAGAUUGGAAAAAUAAACUAAAACAAUAUGAUGAAAUGUGUUUAGAAGAACUAAAAGCAUUGCAAGAAAAACAAGCAGGACAAAACGCAGAUCUCGAAGAAUAUUGGAAAUCUGAUGAAGCUUAUAGAAAAUUUAAUAAAAAGAGUCCUCAUUUGUUGUUAGCGCUCCAAAAUCAAAAGAAUUAUGCUUUGACAGGAGAUUUAACUGGUGCUGCUUUUCUUCAACGAAUUACAAGGAAAUUAGAAGCACAAGAAGUUGAAGAAAGAGCUACAGAAAUGCAAUUAUCAUAUGAUAGAGAUAAAGCUUCUCUUAUUAACUCUCAGAAGAAUGAGAUAACAAAUCUGAAACAAUUCCAUGAAGUACAAAGACAUAGACUAGUUAAACAAUAUAAUAAUGAAAUGGAAAUUUGUAGAAGUCGUAUUAAAACUUUAGAAAAAAUGGUUGAAGAAAGUUCGGAUUUUGACAAAUUUUGUGCUAAAAAAUUUAAGAAGGGUGCUGAUUUUGUUGUUCCAAUGAGCGCAACAAUAAAUGGCGGAACUGAUAUCCCUACAUGUGGUAAAAUGAGAGCAAUGCCAAGAAACAAAAAUAUUUUGAAAUCAUUUAGGGAGUCGGUUGUGUCAUCCCCAUUGCAAUUGCCUGGUGUUAAGAUGAGUAAGCAGACCCUAAGAGUUAUCGACAAAAAGCCGAAAAAGAAACAGCCAGAAUUUUAA
This is a messenger RNA of Trichomonas vaginalis G3, 2184 nucleotides long. RefSeq lists its product as uncharacterized. The transcript has a single exon. The record is from RefSeq and is a predicted model, not a curated record. NCBI's taxonomy places the organism in Eukaryota, Parabasalia, Trichomonadida, Trichomonadidae. The coding region runs from base 1 to 2184 and encodes 727 amino acids.